Messenger RNA from Coregonus clupeaformis (lake whitefish), 644 nucleotides. RefSeq names its product cyclin-D-binding Myb-like transcription factor 1. Gene Ontology annotation, cellular component: nucleus. Bases 48 to 644 code for a protein of 198 amino acids. NCBI's taxonomy places the organism in Eukaryota, Metazoa, Chordata, Actinopteri, Salmoniformes, Salmonidae. Gene Ontology annotation, biological process: regulation of transcription by RNA polymerase II. The record is from RefSeq and is a predicted model, not a curated record. Gene Ontology annotation, molecular function: DNA-binding transcription factor activity, RNA polymerase II-specific; RNA polymerase II cis-regulatory region sequence-specific DNA binding. The transcript has 6 exons.
UUGACACGCAUGCUAUCAGUGUAGUUGAAGUGUGUGUGUGUUUCAGGAUGAGCACAGGGGGAGACGAGGACUCAGUGACCCUGGAGUCUGUCAACUCUGUCACGCUCACCCAGGACAGUGACGGCAGUAUCAUACUACACUGUCCUACGCACGAUGAGGACUCGGAGCCGAUCCAGAAGAGACUGUGUCUGACCAAUGAGGAACAGACAGAGACAGACUCCGCCCCUCAGUUCUCCGUGGUCACCCUCCCCAUGUCAGAGGGAGACGAGAGCUUCGAGGUCACGAUGACCGCCACCGCCGACAGUGACAUCACAGAAGAGGGCGUGGCCCAGAUACAGAUCCUGCAGAGUGAGGAUCCUCAGAACAGUGAAGAGAUGUCUCCUGUCAGCCAGGCCUGGUUCACCACCAAGGAGGACAAAGAUACACUGGUUAACAAAGGUCAUAAGUGGAAACAAGGCAUGUGGUCUAAAGAGGAGAUCGACCUUCUGAUGAGCAACAUCCAACAAUAUGUGAAGGGUCGGGGUAUGGAGGACCCAGCUGAGAUAAUCUUUGAGAUGUCUAAAGAGGAGCGUAAGGAUUUCUACCGCAGCGGGCCUGGGUCUGCCACGCGUCCGUCUGCCCGACGAGUCCUCCGCUGUAGAUAA